GUCAAAGUGUGAACGGUUUCAGCUGUGACAUUCUGAUGGAAGAAAAUCCGUUUCAGGCUUUAAAAAUUUCAUCCUCAGAAUUUUUGAACACAUUGGAAAAACGAAGCAUAUGCCCAAAAUGUUUAAAGUCGAGAAAAUUUUACUGCUACAAUUGUUUUGUGCCACUUAAGGGUACAGAGGAUCUUAUCCCAAAAGUGAAGCUACCUUUAAAGAUUGACAUCAUCAAACAUCCCAAUGAGUGUGAUGGUAAGAGUACAUCGGCCCAUGCUGCAGUUCUGGCUGCGGAGGACGUCCAUGUGUAUACCUAUCCUUGUAUUCCAGACUAUCCGGACAGGAGUAAGGUAGUUUUAGUGUUUCCUGGAAAAAAUUCACAAAUUUUAGACGAAAUGGCAAAUGCAUUAAGAACAAAUGAUACCAAACAAAAUGUAGACGGUAUCAGUGGUUGUGAUAAAGAUUCUUUCUUGAGCUCACCAGUGAUGGAGCAAAAGGACUCUUCAACUCCCAAUAUGAAUGGAAACUGUUCCACGUUAGGAAACUUAUCUGAUGAUGGCAAGGGAAACAACUCAGAUGAGUCUGAACUUGACGAAAAGUCUGACAUUUCCUUAUUGAAAAGAAAGGGGCAGGAGGAUCAAGAAUUUCUAAAGAAACUGAAAACAUUUAAAAGGGAACCUCCCUUUGAAAGAGCCAUCUUUAUUGAUAGUACUUGGAAUCAAACUAAAGGGAUAAUUUCUGAUGAUAGACUCAAAGACCUGACCUGUGUUCAACUGAAAUCAAGAGAAACUAAAUUCUGGAGACACCAGAAGGACAAUCCAGCUACAUAUUUAUCCACUAUUGAGGCUGUGUAUUAUUUGGUGCGGGACUACCAUGACCUCUUUGUAGAUGAUGUUUAUGAUGGAGAAUAUGAUGAUCUUUUAUUUUUCUUUAACUUCAUGUACCAAAAAAUAAGGACAGCAUAUGAUGGAGGGAAAAGCUUAAAGACUUACAAAGAAAGAGCUAAACAGAAUUGUGAAAAAGAGGCCUCUGAAUAAAUGUUUUAUUUUAUUGGUA
This is a messenger RNA of Saccostrea cuccullata (small rock oyster), 1047 nucleotides long. RefSeq names its product tRNA-uridine aminocarboxypropyltransferase 1-like. Gene Ontology annotation, biological process: tRNA modification. Gene Ontology annotation, molecular function: tRNA-uridine aminocarboxypropyltransferase activity. Bases 36 to 1028 code for a protein of 330 amino acids. Gene Ontology annotation, cellular component: nucleus. NCBI's taxonomy places the organism in Eukaryota, Metazoa, Mollusca, Bivalvia, Ostreida, Ostreidae. The transcript has 5 exons. The record is from RefSeq and is a predicted model, not a curated record.